This is a messenger RNA of Acomys russatus (golden spiny mouse), 282 nucleotides long. RefSeq names its product tachykinin precursor 4 (gene Tac4). The coding region runs from base 13 to 282 and encodes 89 amino acids. The record is from RefSeq and is a predicted model, not a curated record. The transcript is spliced from 4 exons. NCBI's taxonomy places the organism in Eukaryota, Metazoa, Chordata, Mammalia, Rodentia, Muridae.
CAUUUGCUCACCAUGCUGCCCCUCCUCCUUGCCCUGUUUCUCCUGAUCGGGCCAUCGGCGUGCACUACAGCUGGAGACAGAGAGGAAGCAGAGUCCUGGGUGACCGUGAACCUGAAGGGCAUACCUGUCCCCAGCAUUGAGCUCCGGCUUCAGGACAUGAAGAGAAGCAGGACUCGCCAGUUCUAUGGUCUGAUGGGGAAGCGGGUGGAAGGCUAUCAGCUGGGACGAAUAGUGCAGGACCUCCUUGGCGCGAGUGGUCUGUCCAUAGAAGGCCCGCACUGA